Molecule: messenger RNA, 828 nt
Organism: Tetrahymena thermophila SB210
Lineage: Eukaryota; Ciliophora; Oligohymenophorea; Hymenostomatida; Tetrahymenidae
Exons: 1
Source: RefSeq, a predicted model, not a curated record
AUGGGCGAUUACAAUUAAAACAGAGAGUAGAAUUAUUAAAGAGAUUAAUUUGGCUAUUAAAAUUAAAAUGGUUAGAACAAUUUUAAUCAAAAUUAUGGAAAUUAUAGGCAAGGAAACAAGCAAAACUACAACAAAAAUUAUAAUAAUAAUAACAAUUAGAGAUUUAAUCAAAAUAGAAAUAAUAAUUAAGGAUAUCAAAACUAACAUAAUAGAAAUUAAGAUGUGUAAUAGAGAUAAUAACAUGGUUAUAAUAACAAUUAAAGAGGAUAUUAGAAAGGAGCAAAUUUCAAUUAGAGACCUCAGCACUAAAAUUUUAGAAAAUAAUAAAAUUUUCACUCAAACAAUUAGUCAGAUCAUGACAAUUUUAAUCCUUUAGCUUAUUUUAAAUAAAAUAUGCUUUAAAAUCCUUGGGAAAGCUAAACAAAUGAUAAUGAACAAGCUAAUAAUAGGGGAUAUCAACAUAAUAAAUAAUAAAAUUAUUACAAUAAUAAAGGUAUUAUGAAUCAAUAGCAUAGGUUCUAGAAUUAGCAGCAAAAUUUUAAGAGAUAAAAUCAACAAGAAGAGCAAGAUAAAAACUCUUUCAACUAAGCAUUUUUAGAUCGCUAAAAAUAAUAGUAUGAAGAUAACUUAAUAAAUAAUUUAGACAUUGAUGAUAUUGAUAAAUUACAUGAAGAAUUGUAAAAAAAGAAAAAGCUUAAUGAUCAUACAGAAUAAUAAGUAUCAUCAAGUUAACAAAAUUAGUAGUAAGUUUAAAACAGUAUUAAUGACUACAGUAAUUCUAACUAAACAAAUAAAGGUUAAUUAGAUGAUGAAGAGACAUGGAAAUGA